GUUUUUUUCUCAUACCUAACCUACAUAUGUCAGAAAGCUGUCAAAAAAAGGCGCGAAAAAACUUUCGAUUUCAUUCGUUUUGCAAAAAUGAGUUCUUCCGAAGAUUCAGAUUUAGAAAUAAUCGAAGAAGUUGCUUUAGAGCGCUUUGAAGAAAAUGCAGAUGAAGGCAAUAUAGAAGAACAGGCGGAAGAAGCUCCAGGUGAAAAUAAUGAGAAUGAAGCAGAAUCUGCUACUGCUAGUAAACCAGUGAAAGCCAGAAGAGUUAUACGAAAUCCUCAACCUAAACUAAAUGCGGAACGACUGAAGGGACCACGAGGUCUGUCCGCUUUAGAAUCACAUUUUGACCGAGUAAAAUACAAAGGGAAAGGUUAUGAAGAACAGGACUUGGGUGUAAUUUUAAAAACUUACGAGUACUGGUGCCACCGUUUGUUUCCCAAAUACCCCUUUAGCGAAUGUAUUGCCAAAAUUGAGCAGCUUGGGUCCAAGAAAGCUGUUGUUACUCACAUUAAAAGAAUCAGGUACGAUUUGCUGUGUGAAGAUUCUCCAAUUAUAAACAAUGACAAUGAUUCUGAGCCCGAACCACCAGAGGAAAAUCAGUUUGAUGCUUUUCCUGCUUCUUUAGAAGUUACACAACCUGAAGAACCUGAAUUAACUGAAGAACAGUUGGAAAUCAUCAGAAUAAAUAAAGAAAGAGCGGAAAGAAUAAGGAAGGAAAGGAUGAUACAAAGAACAAAUGAAUCGCAAAACCCAGCCAGUGGGUCUUUAACAUUGGCAAGUCAAGAUGAAUUUCCUGAUGACCAAGAAAUGGAAGAAAUGGGACGGUCUGAAGUUACUCUACCAAUGCCAAGUGAAGAAGAUUUCCCUAGUGAUCAAGAGAUAAGGCAGUUUGAAGAUAAGCUUUCAAAUCAAGGUGGAAAUGAAGAAAUUGAGCUUUCUGAAAACUCACAGUCAAUGCCAAAACAAAAUAAUUUAUCUAAAGAUGAGGAGGAAAAUAUUUCAUCUCAAAUCAGCAACAGCAAAACUAUUGAUUUAGAGCCAAACGAAAAUUUUUCUCAAAGCCAAGAAGUUUCACAGAGCACAACUGACGAGUUGUUUCAUAAUAAUCAAGAAUUAAGUGAGACUGAAAAUGCCUAAGGUAACGACUAGUAGUUAGGAGUUAAUUAAAAAAAACCUUUAUUGGAAUUUUGGUUAAGUUACAACAAAUUCUUUUAUAAAUAAAAAUAUAUUUAGAUACUUAUCGUAUAAAUCACAAUUCUUUCUAAAGCUAUAAUAUGAAAUAUUUACAUUAAAAGCUAUACACGUAAUAUAAACAUUUUAAUAAUUUGGUAUUGUGUUUACAUUUAAAUAUCAGCACAGAUCUGCUCAAACUAAAAUCACUUUAAAUUUGGAAACCUUG
Tribolium madens (black flour beetle) is the source of this 1396-nucleotide messenger RNA. Its product is annotated as TIMELESS-interacting protein. The coding region runs from base 88 to 1134 and encodes 348 amino acids. The record is from RefSeq and is a predicted model, not a curated record. The transcript has 2 exons. Gene Ontology annotation, molecular function: DNA binding. Gene Ontology annotation, cellular component: replication fork protection complex; nucleus. Lineage: Eukaryota; Metazoa; Arthropoda; Insecta; Coleoptera; Tenebrionidae. Gene Ontology annotation, biological process: replication fork arrest; DNA replication checkpoint signaling; replication fork processing.